GAUAUCGACGACUGUGAACCUCUUCCUUGCGAAAACAAUGCAACGUGUAACGACGGAGUAAAUAACUAUACUUGUACCUGUAUGGCUGGCUACGAGGGCUACAACUGUUCCAUCGGUAAGUUAGAUCAUUUUCCUUCCUAUUCCACAUAUUAGUAGAGAAGAAAGUUAAUUUUCCUGGAUUUAAUUCCCUUAUUUUGCCUUUAACUAGAUACAUAAUGAUCUAUAAAGAUGUAAGAAUGUGUUCAGUUUCUUCCUGAAAACGAGUUCUACAUUUUGCAUGAGAAACCUCGAUUUCGAGGAACAAAUUUGCCAUGCUCAACAUUCAUAUUUAUUCUCAGAUAUCAAUAAUUGUGACUAUACUUGUACCUGAAUGGCUUUUCUUAAAGGAGAACGCAGUGAUUCUAAAACGAAGUCAAAAGCUCUUUUCUUUUCUUACAGGAAGCCUGAAUUUUGGAUACAUAAACUAGGGCUCAAGUGCAAAUUGCAAAUUUUCCACCAUUUAUUUCUUUUUCUCAGAUAUCGACGACUGUGACCCUCUUCCUUGCGAAAACGGUGCAACUUGUCACGACGGAGUAAAUAACUACACUUGUACCUGUAUGGCUGGCUACGAAGGCUACAACUGUUCCAUAGGUAAGUUUGAUCAUUUUCCCUCCUAUUCCACCUGUUAAGAGAGAAGAAAGUUAUAUCCUCAAUUUAAUUCUUUAUCUUGCCCUUAACUAGACAUCCAAUGAUCUGUAGCGAUGUAAGCAUGUGUUCACUUUCUUUCCGAAAACGAGACAUAUAUUCUGCAAGAAUAACCUCGAUUUCGAAUGAAAAUUUUGUCAUGUUCAACAUUUACCUUUAUUUUCGGAUAUCAAUAAUAUCCAUCCUUCGGUUUCGCUUAAAGAAGAAACUCAGUAACUGUAACACGAAGUUGGAAGCUCUUUUCUUUCCGUACACGAAGCUUAGAUUUUGGAUAUAACCACAAGAGUUCGAGUGCAAAUUGCAAAUUUUUCUAUUGUACCUGAAUGGCUUCCCUUAAAGAAGAAAUACAGUGAUUCUCUGACGAAGUUAGAGGCUCAUUUUGUAUCUUAAACGAAGCCUGUAUUUUGGAUAUAUACACUGUUCGAGUGCAAAUUGCAAAUUUUCUACCGUUUAUUUCUCUUUCUCAGAUACCGACGACUGUGACCCUCUUCCUUGCGAAAACGGUGCAACUUGUAACGACGGAGUAAAUAACUACACUUGUACCUGUAUGGCUGGCUACGAGGGCUACAACUGUUCCAAAGGUAAGUGAGAUCAUUUUUCCCUCCUAUUCCACCUAUAAGUAGAGAAGAAAGUUAUAUUGUCCUGACUUUAAUUCCCUUAUUAUGCCUUUAACUAGAUACACAAUGAUCUAUAACGAUGUAAGAGUGUGUUCAGUUUCUUCCUGAAAACGAGUUCUACAUUUUGCAUGAGAAACCUCGAUUUCGAGGAACAAAUUUGCCAUGCUCAACAUUCAUAUUUAUUCUCAGAUAUCAAUAAUUGUGACUAUGCUUGUACCUGAAUGACUUCUCUUAAAGAAGAAAUACAGUGAUUCCAAAACGAAGUUAAAAGCUCUUUUCUUUUCUUACAGGAAGCCUGGACUUUGUAUACAUAAACUAAUGCUCGAGUGCAAAUUGCAAAAUUUCCACCAUUUAUUUCUCUUUCUCAGAUAUCGACGACUGUGACCCUCUUCCUUGCGAAAACGGUGCAACUUGUCACGACGGAGUCAAUAACUACACUUGUACCUGUAUGGCUGGCUACGGAGGCUACAACUGUUCCAUGGGUAAGCUAGAUCAUUUUCCCUCCUGUUCCACCUAUGAGAAGAGAAUAAAGUGAUAUUUUCCUGAAUUUAAUUAUUUUUCUUGCCUUUAAUUAGAAAUCCUAUGAUCGACAACGAUGUCAGAAUGUGUUCUGAGUCUUCCCGAAAAGGAAACCUACAUUUUGCAUUAAUAACCACGAUUUCGAGUAAAAAUUUGGCCCUGCUCAACAUUUAUCUUUAUUUUCAGAAAUCAAUACUUUGUGACUAUUAUUGUACCUGAAUAGCUUCUCUUAAAGAAGAAAUUACGUGAUUCUAAAACGAAGCUAUGAGCUCAUUUCUGUCCGUUCACAUAGACCGUAUUUUGGAUAUAUACACUAGAGUUCGAAUACAAAUUGCAAUUUUUCCACCGUUUAUUUCUCUUUUUCAGAUAUCGACGACUGUGACCCUCUUCCUUGCGAAAACGGUGCAACUUGUCACGACGGAGUAAAUAACUACACUUGUACCUGUAUGGCUGGUUACGAGGGCUACAACUGUUCAAUGGGUAAGUUAGAUCACUUUCCCUCCUAUUCCACCUGUUAGAAGAGAAGAAAGAUAUAUUCUCCUGAAUUUAAUUCUUUAUCUCGCCUUUAACUAGACAUCCAAUGAUCUAUAGCGAUGUAAGCAUGUGUUCACUUUCUUUCCGAAAACGAGACCUACAUUUUGCAUGAAUAACUUCGAUUUCGAAUGAAAAUUUUGUCAUGUUCAACAUUUACCUUUAUUUUCGGAUAUCAAUAAUAUCCAUCCUUCGGUUUUGCUUAAAGAAGAAACUCAGUAACUGAAACACGAAGUUGGAAGCUCUUUUCUUUCCGUACACGAAGCUCAGAUUUUGGAUAUAACCACAAGAGUUCGAGUGCAAAUUGCAAAUUUUUCUAUUAAUUAUUUCUGUUUUUAAGAUAUCGAUGACUGUCACCCUCUUCCUUGCGAAAACGGUGCAACUUGUCACGACGGAGUAAAUAACUAUACUUGUACCUGUAUGGCUGGUUACGAGGGCUACAACUGCUCCAUGGGUAACUUAGAUCAUUUUCCCUCCUAUCCGACCUAUUAGAAGAUAAGAAAAUUAUAUCGUCGUGAAUUUCAUUCCUUAUCUGGCCUUUAACUAGACAUCCAAUUAUCUACAACGAUGUUAAAAUGUGUUCUGAGUCUUCCCGAAAAAGAGUACUGCAUUUUGCAUGAAAAAGCUCGAUUUCAAAUGAAAAUUUUGCAUGCUCAACAUUUAUCUUUAUUUUCAGAUAUCAAUAUUUUGUGAAUAUUAUUGUACCUGAAUGGCUUCUCUUAAAGAAGAAAUACAGUGAUUCUCUGACGAAGUUAGAGGCUCAUUUUGUUUCUUACACGAAGCCUGUAUUUUGGAUAUAAACACUGUUCGAGGGCAAAUUGCAAAUUUUCUACCGUUUAUUUCUCUUUCUCAGAUACCGACGACUGUGACCCUCUUCCUUGCGAAAACGGUGCAACUUGUAACGACGGAGUAAAUAACUACACUUGUACCUGUAUGGCUGGCUACGAGGGCUACAACUGUUCCAAAGGUAAGUGAGAUCAUUUUUUCCCUCCUAUUCCACCUAUAAGUAGAGAAGAAAGUUAUAUUGUCCUGACUUUAAUUCCCUUAUUAUGCCUUUAACUAGAUACACAAUGAUCUAUAACGAUGUAAGAGUGUGUUCAGUUUCUUCCUGAAAACGAGUUCUACAUUUUGCAUGAGAAACCUCGAUUUCGAGGAACAAAUUUGCCAUGCUCAACAUUCAUAUUUAUUCUCAGAUAUCAAUAAUUGUGACUAUGCUUGUACCUGAAUGACUUCUCUUAAAGAAGAAAUACAGUGAUUCCAAAACGAAGUUAAAAGCUCUUUUAUUUUCUUACAAGAAGCCUUGAUUUUGGAUACAUAAACUCAAUCUCAAGUGCAAAUUGCAAAAUUUCCACCAUUUAUUUCUCUUUCUCAGAUAUCGACGACUGUGACCCUCUUCCUUGCGAAAACGGUGCAACAUGUCACGACGGAGUAAAUAAAUAUACUUGUACUUGUAUGGCUGGCUACGAGGGCUACAACUGUUCCAUAUGUAAGUUAGAUCACUUUCCCUCCUAUUCCACCUGUUAAGAGAGAAGAAAGAUAUACUCUCCUGAAUUUAAUUCUUUAUCUCGCCUUUAACUAGACAUCCAAUGAUCUAUAGCGAUGUAAGCAUGUGUUCACUUUCUUUCCGAAAACGAGGCCUAUAUUUUUGCAUGAAUAACCUCGAUUUCGAAUGAAAAUCUUGCCAUGUUCAACAUUUACCUUUAUUUUCAGAUAUCAAUAAUAUCCAUCCUUCGGUUUUGCUUAAAGAAGAAACUCAGUAACUGCAAGACGAAGUUGGAAGCUCUUUUCUUUCCGUACACGAAGCUCAGAUUUUGGAUAUAACCUUAAGAGUUCGAUUGAAAAUUGGAAGCUUUUUCAUUAUUUAUUUCUGUUUUUAAGAUUUAGAUGUCUGUAACCCUUCUUUUUGCGAAAACGGUGCAACUUGUACUGAUGCAGGAGUAAAUAACUACACUUGUACCUGUAUGGCUGGCUACGAGGGCUACAACUGUUCCAUAGGUAACUUAGAUCAUUUUCCCUCCUAUUCCACCUAUUAGUAGAGAAGAAAAGGAUAUUGUCCUGAAUUUCAUUCCUUAUCUUGCCUUAAACUAGACAUCCAAUGAUCUACAACGAUUUUAGAAUGCGUUCUGGGUCUUUCCGAAAAAAGUCGUGCAUUUUUCUUGAAAAAGCUCGAUUUCAAGUGAAAAUUUUGCCAUGCUCAACAUUUAUCUUUAUUUUCAGAUAUCAAUAUUUUAUGAAUAUUACUGUGCCUGAAUGGCUUCUCCUAAAGAAGAAAUUAAGUGACACUAAAACGAAGUUUGAAGCUCAUUCAUUUGCGUAAACGUCGCCUGUAUUUUGAGUAUAAACACAGUUCGAAUAAAAAUUGCAAAUUUUUCUACCGUUUAUUUCUCUUUUUCAGAUAUCGACGACUGUGACCCUCUUCCUUGCGAAAACAAUGCAACGUGUAAUGACGGAGUAAAUAACUAUACUUGUACCUGUAUGGCUGGCUACGAGGGCUACAACUGUUCCAUAGGUAAGUUGGUUCAUUUUCCUCCCUAUUACACCUAUCAAUAAAGAAGAAAGUUAAAUUGUCCUGAAUUUUAAUUCCUUAUCUUGCUUUUAACAAUACAUACGAUGAUCUAUAACGAUGUUAGAAUGUGUUUACUUUUUUCCCGAAAACGAGACCUACAUUUUGCAUGAACAACCUCGAUUUCCCGUGAAACGUUUCAAUGGUCAACAUUUAUCUUUAUUUUCAGAUAUCAAUAAUUGUGACUAUGCAUGUCCCUGUAUGGCUGCACUGACUCUAAAACGAAGUUGGAAGCUCUUUUCUUUUCGUACACGAAGCCUGGAUUUUGUAUAUAUACACUAGAGUUCGAGUGCAAAUUGCAAAUUCUUCACCGUUUAUUUCUCUUUUACAGAUAUCGACGACUGCUACACUGAUCCUUGCGAAAACGGUGCAAAUUGUACCGACGAAGUAAAUGACUAUAACUGUACCUGUAUGGAUGGCUACGAGGGCAAGAAUUGUUCCCAAGGUAUGAAACAUCAUUUUUCUUAUAGGUUACAUCACUGUAGAGAGUAAGGUUACAAAUGUUUGGUUUAGUGAUCAUUCGGUUUCUCUCUAAGAAAUUUUAAAUUCCUUAUCUUGCUUUUAACUAUACACACGAUGAUCUAUAACGAUGUUAGAAUGUGUUUUCGUUUUUCCCGAAAACGAGACCUACAUUUUGCAUGAAUAACUUCGGUUUCCUGUGAAACGCUUGCCAUGUUCAACAUUUAUCUUUAUUCUCAGAUAUUAAUAAUUAUGACUAUGCAUGUCCCUGUAUGGCUUCUCUUAAAGAAGAAACGCAAUGACUCAAAAACGAAGUUGGAAGCUCAUUUCUUUUCUCACACGAAAACUUGACUUCGGAUAUAUACACAGACGUUCGAGUGCAAAUUGUAAAUUUUCCUCCAUUUACUCUCUCUUUCAGAUAUCGACGACUGUAAUUCUUAUCCUUGCGAAAACGGUGCGACGUGUAGGGAUGCAGGAGUAAAUAACUAUACUUGUACCUGUAAGGAUGGCUACGAGGGCAUAAAUUGUUCCCAAGGUAUGAUACAUCAUUUUUCUUCUAGGCCACAUCACUGUGGAGAGUAAAGUUACAUAGGUUCGGUUUAGUGAUCCCUUCGGUUUCUCUUAAAGAAGAAACGCAGUGACUCUAAAACGAAGUUGGAAGCUCAUUUCUUUUCGCAUACGAAAACUUGAUUUCGGAUAUAUAUAUAUAUACACAAGAAAAGAGGGAUGUACUCGUAAGGCUGGCUACGAUGGCAAGAACUGUUCCCAAAGUAAGUUAGAUCAUUUUUCCUCCUAUUCCACCCAUUAGCAGAGAAGAAAGUUAAACUGUCCUGAAUUUAUCUCCUUAGCUUACCUUUAACUAGACACACAUUGAUCUAUAACGAUGUUCCAAUGUGUUUUUCUUCCCGAAAACGAGAUCUAAAUUUUGCACGAAUAGCCGGUUUCGAGUGAUAAAAUUUGCCAUGUUCAACAUUUAUCUUAAUAAGCGGCAAAUUUGAGAUGUUCGACGUUGAUUUAUAUUUUUUCAGAUAUCGACGACUGUGACUCUAAUCCUUGUGAAAACAAUGCAACUUGUGUUGAUGAAGUAAAUGACUAUACUUGUAACUGUACGGUUGGCUACUUUGGCAAGAACUGUUCGCAAAGUAUGAUACUUCAUAUAUUAUAUCCUAGUCUGUUUCUUUUUAAGAGAUUUCGGUUGCAUUCUCGUAAAUGGUUUAAAAGCCUUUUCUUUUCUCCGAGGUAAAUGUCACAAUGAUUAAACUCAAACUUGGAAUUUGUCUUUCUCACAUAAUGGAAACCUAUAUUUCUUAACUUUGCACCCAUGUUUAGGCGGCAAAUUUGAGAUUUUCGACUUCGAUUUGCAUUUUUUUCAGAUGUAAACUACUGUGAACCUGAACCUUGCGAAAACGGUGCAACUUGUACUAUUGAAGUAAAUGACUAUAGUUGUACCUGUACGACUGGCUACGAGGGCAAGAACUGUUCUCGAGGUAUGAUAUAUCAUUUCCUUCUAGAUCACAUCCUUGUAGAUAAUGAGGUUACAUAAGUUUGGUUAAGCCAUUCUUCGGUUUCUCUUAACCGAAAUUUUUUCCGCCGUUUAUUUCUCUUUUUCAGAUAUCGACGACUGUGUUUCUAAUCCUUGCGAAAACGAGGCAAAUUGUACCGAUGCAGGAGUAAAUAACUAUACUUGUACCUGUGUGGCUGGCUACGAGGGCAAGAACUGUUCCCAAAGUAUAAUACAUCAUUUCCCUUUUAGUUCACAUAAUUAUAAAUAAUAAGGUUACAUAGGUUUGGUUUUGCCAUCCUUCGGUAUCUCUUAAAGAAGAAAAAUAGAGACUCUAAAACGAAGUUGGAAGCUGUUUUCUUUUCAUACAAGAAGUGUAUAAUUUGGACAUAUACACUAGAGUUCGAGUGCAUAUUGCAAAUUUUCCACCAUUUAUUUCUCUUUUUUCAGACAUCGACGACUGUCACCCUAAUCCUUGUAAAAACGGUGCAAAUUGUACCGACAGAGUAAAUAACUAUACUUGUACCUGUAUGGCUGGCUACAAGGGCCCCAACUGUUCCAUAGGUAAGUUGGAUCAUUUUCCUCCCGAUUACACCUAUCAAUAAAGAAGAAAGUAAAAUUGUCCUGAAUUUUAAUUCCUUAUCUUGCUUUUAACAAUAUACACGAUGAUCUAUAACGAUGUUAAAUGUGUUUACUUUUUUCCCGAAAACGAGACCUACAUUUUGCAUGAACAACCUCGAUUUCCUGUGAAACGUUUUCAAUGUUCAACAUCUAUCUUUAUUUUCAGAUAUCAAUAAUUGCGACUAUGCAUGUCCCUGUAUGGCUUCUCUUAAAGAAGAAAUGCACUGACUCUAAAACGAAGUUGGAAACUCUUUUCCUUUCGUACACGAAGCCUGGAUUUUGUAUAUAUACACUAGAGUUCGAGUGCAAAUUGCAAAUUCUUCACCGUUUAUUUCUCUUUUACAGAUAUCGACGACUGCUACACUGAUCCUUGCGAAAACGGUGCAAAUUGUACCGACGAAGUAAAUGACUAUAACUGUACCUGUAUGGAUGGCUACGAGGGCAAGAAUUGUUCCCAAGGUAUGAAACAUCAUUUUUCUUAUAGGGUUACAUCACUGUAGAGAGUAAGGUUACAUAUGUUUGGUUAAGUGAUCCUUCGGUUUCUCUCUAAGAAAUUUUAAAUUCCUUAUCUUGCUUUUAACUAUACACACGAUGAUCUAUAACGAUGUUAGAAUGUGUUUUCGUUUUUCCCGAAAACGAGACCUACAUUUUGCAUGAAUAACCUCGGUUUCCUGUGAAACGCUUGCCAUGUUCAACAUUUAUCUUUAUUUUCAGAUGUCAAAAAAUUGUGACUAUGCAUGUCCCUGUAUGGCUUCUCUUAAAGAAGAAACGCAAUGACUCGAAAACGAAGUUGGAAGCUCUUUUCUUUUCUCACACGAAAACUUGAUUUCGGAUAUAUACACAGACGUUCGAGUGCAAAUUGUAAAUUUUCCUCCAUUUAUUUCUCUCUUUCAGAUAUCGACGACUGUAAUUCUUAUCCUUGCGAAAACGGUGCGACGUGUAGGGAUGCAGGAGUAAAUAACUAUACUUGUACCUGUAAGGAUGGCUACGAGGGCAUAAAUUGUUCCCAAGGUAUGAUACAUCAUUUUUCUUCUAGGCCACAUCACUGUGGAGAGUAAAGUUACAUAGGUUCGGUUUAGUGAUCCCUUCGGUUUCUCUUAAAGAAGAAACGCAGUGACUCUAAAACGAAGUUGGAAGCUCAUUUCUUUUCGCAUACGAAAACUUGAUUUCGGAUAUAUAUAUAUAUACACAAGAAAAGAGGGAUGUACUCGUAAGGCUGGCUACGAUGGCAAGAACUGUUCCCAAAGUAAGUUAGAUCAUUUUUCCUCCUAUUCCACCCAUUAGCAGAGAAGAAAGUUAAACUGUCCUGAAUUUAUCUCCUUAGCUUACCUUUAACUAGACACACAUUGAUCUAUAACGAUGUUCCAAUGUGUUUUUCUUCCCGAAAACGAGAUCUAAAUUUUGCACGAAUAGCCGGUUUCGAGUGAUAAAAUUUGCCAUGUUCAACAUUUAUCUUAAUAAGCGGCAAAUUUGAGAUGUUCGACGUUGAUUUAUAUUUUUUCAGAUAUCGACGACUGUGACUCUAAUCCUUGUGAAAACAAUGCAACUUGUGUUGAUGAAGUAAAUGACUAUACUUGUAACUGUACGGUUGGCUACUUUGGCAAGAACUGUUCGCAAAGUAUGAUACUUCAUAUAUUAUAUCCUAGUCUGUUUCUUUUAAGAGAUUUCGGUUGCAUUCUCGUAAAUGGUUUAAAAGCCUUUUCUUUUCUCCGAGGUAAAUGUCACAAUGAUUAAACUCAAACUUGGAAUUUGUCUUUCUCACAUAAUGGAAACCUAUAUUUCUUAACUUUGCACCCAUGUUUAGGCGGCAAAUUUGAGAUUUUCGACUUCGAUUUGCAUUUUUUUCAGAUGUAAACUACUGUGAACCUGAACCUUGCGAAAACGGUGCAACUUGUACUGUUGAAGUAAAUGACUAUAGUUGUACCUGUACGACUGGCUACGAGGGCAAGAACUGUUCUCGAGGUAUGAUAUAUCAUUUCCCUUCUAGAUCACAUCCUUGUAGAUAAUGAGGUUACAUAAGUUUGGUUAAGCCAUUCUUCGGUUUCUCUUAACCGAAAUUUUCCGCCGUUUAUUUCUCUUUUUCAGAUAUCGACGACUGUGUUUCUAAUCCUUGCGAAAACGAGGCAAAUUGUACCGAUGCAGGAGUAAAUAACUAUACUUGUACCUGUGUGGCUGGCUACGAGGGCAAGAACUGUUCCCAAAGUAUAAUACAUCAUUUCCCUUUUAGUUCACAUAAUUAUAAAUAAUAAGGUUACAUAGGUUUGGUUUUGCCAUCCUUCGGUUUCUCUUAAAGAAGAAAAAUAGAGACUCUAAAACGAAGUUGAAAGCUGUUUUCUUUUCAUACAGGAAGUCUAUAAUUUGGACAUAUGCACUAGAGUUCGAGUGCAAAUUGCAAAUUUUUCUACCGUUUAUUUCUCUUUUUCAGAUAUCGACGACUGUGACCCUCUUCCUUGCGAAAACAAUGCAACGUGUAAUGACGGAGUAAAUAACUAUACUUGUACCUGUAUGACUGGCUACAAGGGCCCCAACUGUUCCAUAGGUAAGUUGGAUCAUUUUCCUCCCUAUUACACCUAUCAAUAAAGAAAAAAGUAAAAUUGUCCUGAAUUUUAAUUCCUUACUUGCUUUUAACAAUACCCACGAUGAUCUAUAACGAUGUUAAAUGUGUUUACUUUUUUCCCGAAAACGAGACCUACAUUUUGCAUGAACAACCUCGAUUUCCUGUGAAUCGUUUGCAAUGUUCAACAUUUAUCUUUAUUUUCAGAUAUCAAUAAUUGCGACUAUGCAUGUCCCUGUAUGGCUUCUCUUAAAGAAGAAAUGCACUGACUCUAAAACGAAGUUGGAGGCUCUUUUCUUUCCGUACACGAAGCCUGGAUUUUGUAUAUAUACACUAGAGUUCGAGUGCAAAUUGCAAAUUCUUCACCGUUUAUUUCUCUUGUACAGAUAUCGACGACUGCUACCUUGAUCCUUGCGAAAACGGUGCAAAUUGUACCGACGGAGUAAAUGACUAUACCUGUACCUGUAUGGAUGGCUACGAGGGCAAGAAUUGUUCCCAAGGUAUGAAACAUCAUUUUUCUUCUAGGUUACAUCAGUGUAGAGAGUAAGGUUACAUAUGUUUGGUUAAGUGAUCCUUCGGUUUCUCUCUAAGAAAUUUUAAAUUCCUUAUCUUGCUUUUAACUAUACACACGAUGAUCUAUAACGAUGUUAGAAUGUGUUUACUUUUUUCCCGAAAGCGAGACCUACAUUUUGCAUGGAUAACCUCGGUUUCCUGUGAAACGCUUGCCAUGUUCAACAUUUAUCUUUAUUUUCAGGUAUCAAUAAUUGUGAGUAGGCAUGUCCCUGUAUAGCUUCUCUUAAAGAAGAAACGCAAUGACUCAAAAACGAAGUUGGAAGCUCAUUUCUUUUCUCACACGAAAACUUGAUUUCGGAUAUAUACACAGACGUUCGAGUGCAAAUUGUAAAUUUUCUACUAUUUAUUUCUCUUUUUCAGAUAUCGACGACUGUGACCCUAAUCCUUGCGAAAACGGUGCAAGUUGUACCGAUGGAGUAAAUAACUAUACUUGUACCUGUAUGGCUGGUUACGAGGGCAAGAACUGCUCCCAAAGUAUGAUUCAUCAUUUCUUCCUUCUAAAAUAAGUUUUGGAGCUUAAGGUUACAUACUUGUUGACUAACAUUCUCUGCUUUAUCCUACAUGGAGGACAAAAUGAAUUUAAAGAAACUUGUCGUCGUUCAAAAAUUGUUCUCGAUGACUCAAUGUGAUACUAAUCCUUACCAAAACGGAGGAACCCGUACAGAUUAAACACAUGGCUAUAAAUGUGCAUGUGUGGCUGGUUACAAUGGAGCAGACUGCGAAAACAAUAUGAUAGUUUGUCAACAAAAUUCUUGCUAAUCUAGCCAAGUUAGAUACUAAUGAUGAGAAUUCCUUUUGGCUGCUGGAAUGUUCAAUUUACACCUCACAUGUAAAUUAAUUAAGGGAAGGGUGGAAGAUCUAAUGCGUAUAUUGUUUGUGUUGUAACCAUUAUUCAGAUGUGGAUGAAUGCGCUUCCAAUCCUUGCCAAAACGGGACCUGUAUGGACGGGAUAAAUGAUUAUACCUGCAACUGUACAGUCGGAUUUAUUGGGAAAAACUGCGACCACGGUAUGAUAGUU
Molecule: messenger RNA, 11640 nt
Organism: Pocillopora meandrina
Lineage: Eukaryota; Metazoa; Cnidaria; Anthozoa; Scleractinia; Pocilloporidae
Source: the annotation of a GenBank genome assembly